Messenger RNA from Coccinella septempunctata (seven-spotted ladybird), 3536 nucleotides. Its product is annotated as glutamate receptor ionotropic, kainate 2. Lineage: Eukaryota; Metazoa; Arthropoda; Insecta; Coleoptera; Coccinellidae. The record is from RefSeq and is a predicted model, not a curated record. Bases 188 to 2923 code for a protein of 911 amino acids. Gene Ontology annotation, biological process: monoatomic ion transport. Gene Ontology annotation, molecular function: glutamate-gated receptor activity. Gene Ontology annotation, cellular component: postsynaptic membrane; plasma membrane. The transcript is spliced from 16 exons.
UGGUUGUAAGAAGAGAAUCGGCCAAUGAAAAUAUUGAACGUAUAUUCUUAUCAACGCCUGGAGAACAAGGUGUCAAUGGUGUGUGCUAGUUGAACGAAUCGAGUGAUGUGAUUCAACGAGCAGCUUAUCGUGACAUGACGGAUUCAACUGAAUUUUUUCUGUAAAAGUAGUGCAUCUGGAUGUUAACAUGGGAACAAUUCCAAUUGUUUUGUUCCUCGUUUGGAUAAACCUAAGGAUGGAGUACGUGCUGACAGCACUACCUCCUGUUAUUCGCAUUGGGGCAAUAUUCACGGAGGACCAGAAGGACACAAGCAUCGAAUAUGCUUUCAAGUAUGCGGUCUACAAAAUCAACAGGGACAGGGAAUUUCUGCCCAAUACUACAUUAGUAUAUGAUAUUCAGUAUGUUCCAAGAGAUGAUAGCUUUCGAACUUCUAAGAAAGCUUGCCGCCAGAUGGAAUUCGGAGUACAGGGAAUAUUCGGUCCGUCUGACCCCGUUUUAGGGGCCCAUAUUCAAAGUAUGUGCGAGGCUUUGGACGUCCCUCACCUGGAAGCCCGAAUAGACUUCGAACCCCACUCGAAAGAACUUUCAAUCAAUCUUCAUCCAUCUCAGGAACAUAUGAAUAAGGCGUUUAAAGACUUGAUGACGUUUUUGAAUUGGACGAAAGUGGCUAUAAUUUACGAGGAAGAUUAUGGUCUAUUCAAACUACAGGACAUGAUGAAAGCCCCGGCCACUGCCAAGAAUGAGAUGUAUAUCAGACAAGCGAGUCCCUCAUCCUAUCGGCAAGUCCUUAGGGAGAUAAGGCAGCGUGAGAUCUUCAAGAUGAUCGUCGACACGAAUCCAAGGAACAUACAGACCUUCUUUAGAGCGAUACUCCAACUUCAGAUGAAUGACUAUAGGUAUCACUACAUGUUCACAACAUUUGAUAUAGAAACAUUCGAUCUUGAAGACUUCAAGUAUAACUCAGUCAACAUAACUGCAUUCCGAAUGGUUGAUGUUGACCAUCCUAAAGUGAAAGACGCCCUUCAAGCCAUGGAACGGUUUCAGCCCAUAGGACAAUCGAUAUUGAAUGGAAGUGGUUUAAUUCAGGCGGAGCCAGCACUGAUGUUCGAUUCUGUUUAUGUUUUCGCAAAAGGACUACAAGCGAUGGAUUCCAGCCAUACUAUAAAACCGAUGAAUUUGUCGUGCGAGACUGAGAGACCAUGGGAUGAUGGACUCACGCUGUAUAAUUACAUAGAUUCGAUAAGCGAUCUACAUGGAUUGACGGGUAACCUUGAGUUCAGCGGUGGUAAAAGGUCGAAUUUCAAAUUGGAUCUUCUGAAGUUGAAGAAAGAAGAAUUAAGGAAAGUUGGAGUUUGGACUCCACAAGGUGGUAUCAAUAUCACCGACUCAAGUGCCUUCUAUGAGAGCUUGGCUCCAAAUAUAACGUUGGUUGUCAUGACAAGAGAGGAGCAACCAUAUGUUAUGGUGAAGGACGAUAAAAAUCUCACGGGUAAUGCAAGAUAUGAAGGAUUUUGUAUAGAUCUACUGAAAUGGAUUGCAAAUCAGGUUGGAUUUCAGUACACUAUCCGACUUGUGCCUGACCAUAUGUACGGAGUGUACGAUCCUGAUACCAAGAAGUGGAAUGGUAUUGUUCGAGAACUCAUGGAAAAACGAGCCGAUUUAGCUGUGGCUUCCAUGACGAUCAACUAUGCGAGGGAAAGUGUGAUCGACUUCACAAAGCCAUUUAUGAAUUUAGGCAUAGGAAUACUUUUCAAGGUGCCCACAAGUCAACCAGCCAGGCUGUUCAGCUUCAUGAAUCCGCUCGCUGUGGAGAUCUGGCUCUACGUUCUGGCGGCCUACGUGCUCGUCUCAUUCACCCUCUUCGUCAUGGCUAGGUUCUCCCCGUACGAGUGGAACAACCCCCAUCCCUGUCAUCAGGACUCGGAUAUAGUGGAGAACCAAUUUUCUGUGUCGAAUAGCUUUUGGUUCAUCACUGGAACGUUUUUGAGACAGGGGUCGGGGCUGAAUCCCAAGGCCACUUCAACACGCAUCGUUGGCGGCAUCUGGUGGUUCUUCACCCUCAUCAUAAUCUCGUCCUACACCGCCAACUUGGCCGCCUUCCUAACAGUGGAGAGAAUGAUAACGCCGAUAGAAAGUGCACAGGAUCUGGCGGAGCAGGCCGAGAUCGCUUAUGGUACGCUGGAGGGCGGUAGCACGAUGACUUUUUUCAGGGAUUCCAAGAUCGGGAUUUACCAAAAAAUGUGGCGGUUCAUGGAGAAUCGCAAGCCUGCUGUAUUCGUCAAAUCUUAUGAAGAGGGAGUCCAGAGAGUCCUGCAGGGAAACUACGCCUUCCUGAUGGAAUCGACCAUGCUCGACUACGCGGUGCAAAGGGACUGCAAUCUCACUCAAAUAGGGGGACUGUUGGACAGCAAAGGAUACGGAAUAGCAACACCGAAAGGGAGUCCUUGGAGGGACAAGAUAUCUCUAGCAAUUUUAGAACUGCAGGAGAAGGGCAUCAUUCAAAUAUUGUACGACAAGUGGUGGAAAAACACUGGGGAUGUGUGUACCCGUGACGAUAAAAGCAAAGAGUCGAAGGCGAAUGCCUUAGGGGUUGAAAAUAUAGGUGGAGUUUUCGUUGUUCUCCUCUGCGGAUUAGCUUUAGCAAUCUUCGUAGCCGUUCUGGAAUUUUGUUGGAACAGUAGGAAGAACGCUCAAAAUGAUAGACAAUCUUUAUGUUCGGAAAUGGCCGAGGAGUUAAGAUUUGCAUUGCGAUGUCAUGGAUCGAGGCAGAGGCCUGCUUUGAGGAGAUCCUGUGCGAGGUGCAGUCCUGCGAGUACCUACGUACCAGCAGCUUUAGAUUUGCCCCAUCUGAACGGGGACGGCGUAGUGCUACCUAUGAGCGAAAUGAAGAAACCCCCGAUAACCUACGAUGACGACACCUAGCGCUUUCUGCCGGUGGGCGGAGGCACCACCACGUUCACCUCGAAUCCCAUCAGGAAUUGCUGCGGCGGAGGUCCUUCGAAUCUGCAGCAGCGUCCUGGGAACAAAUCUGCCACCCUUAAUUACAGAACAGUUCCCUCCUGUCCCAACUUGGCAAAAUCGGCGUCGCUGGGCAGGGACAGUGUUUAUUUCGAGAGCAGAGACAUUCCAGAACACGACAGUGGAUACCGGGAGGCUGUCGAAGGUAGGUGUCUGUACCUGAAAGUGGGCGCCUGCGACAUCGUGAAAAGCGGGAUGACUUGUAACGUCCCGGAUAAUAUCCUGUGGAAGUUUGAUGCCACGGACGAGAGUUCUAAUAGCCCAGAUGUAAUAGCUAGGACAUUGCCGGACGCUAUAAUGAGCACGACCACAUUGUGAUAUAUUUAGUUAUUUCACUAGUGUUUAUAUAUGAUUUAGGUAGUUAAUCUGAUGUAAAACGAAAUGAAAGACAAAGAACUGAAAUUUAUACAAGAUCAUUAUUUGAAUUAUUUCGAAUGUUCAGGGCAUUCCGAUUCGAAAAUGUAAAUUAAAAUGAGUAAUAAAUCAAUUAAAAUCAAAAUUUAUGUCUUUGGAAUAA